This is a messenger RNA of Penicillium alfredii, 1467 nucleotides long. RefSeq lists its product as uncharacterized. Lineage: Eukaryota; Fungi; Ascomycota; Eurotiomycetes; Eurotiales; Aspergillaceae. The transcript has a single exon. The record is from RefSeq and is a predicted model, not a curated record. The coding region runs from base 1 to 1467 and encodes 488 amino acids.
AUGCUCGAUAGAUUCUUUGAUUGUGAAUUCGCAGACUGCAUACUCCCAAGUGUGCGGGGGUUCGGACCCUGUGAGAAAUGCAACCGCCACCUCUGCGCAACCCACCGUCGCCUACCAUUUCAUACAUGCGAUGACACGGUACAGUCCAUGAACCUGCUGUCUAUCUACUCAACUCCACUCAACUCAGACCUAACAACGAAAAAGCCCCUCCCAGAAGAGCAAUUCGAAGUCAAUAUCCACGCGGAAGUAAAAGAUCUGCGUUCCAAAAUCAACGAAAAGGCAUUGUGCGAGCGUGCCUCAGAAUUAAACGGCGGCCACAAAUGCACGAUCGAGCACCCGCCCGCAUGGGGGCGUGGAUGCCUCAUGGGCUGCGCCAACUAUCAUGCUGGGGUUCGUUUUAUGGACGAUGCCUCCACCGUCUGGCUGAUCCGAGUACCACGACUGAAUGGAAGUAUCCCGCAACCACUCAUCGACUACCUCAUUCGCAGCGAAUACGCCACCCUCAAAUUCCUCGAGACGACUAAGGUGCCCGCGCCUCGAGUCUUUGACUAUGGCAUUGCUAGCGACAAGAGCAACAAGGUUGGUGUGAGCUAUCUGCUCAUCGAGCAAAUGCCCGGUCAACCCUGGAACAUGCAAGGACCACACGGGAAGCGCUUUGCAGACGAGAAAGACAAGGAGAGGGUGUGGAAGGACCUGGCAGAUAUUAUGAUUGAGCUGCAGCACCAUCCUUUUCCCAAGGCUGGAUCUCUUCUUCCUGGUCCUACGCCUUCAGAGCCCGUCGUCUCUGCUGUCGCCAGUGAACGAUUCCUCGUCCAGAGUCCAGUCGGGCCUUUUGAUACAGCUGUUGACUAUUAUACUUCAUUUGUGGAGCGGAAUAUGGCUCUCAUUGCUGAUGGACAGCUUUUUACUUCGUUUCCUGUGAAUGCGUACUUGGUGUUUGCGUUCCUGAAAUCCCAGGUCCAGGCUCUUGCAACGACAUCACCAAAGCCUCAUUCCGUGGAUACUACAGAGCAGUUCUAUCUCAAGCAUGUGGAUGAUAAGGGUGAUCACCUCAUGGUCGACGACGAGCUGAAUAUCAUCGGGAUUAUCGAUUGGCAAAUGGCUCGAGUAGUCCCCGCAAGUGAAGCAUUCGGGCCGUCUUUGGUGACGGCCGAAAUGGGUGAUAUUUAUGAUGGCAUGUCAUCCUUGACUGCUCAUGACCAAGCACUGGCUUGCUUCUUGAGAGCGAAAGGGGCGGAGGACUUGGCUGAUAUCAUGGGCAAGGAUGAGAGACUUCGGAGAUUCUUCUUUGGGCUUGAUGUUGAUUUCCCUUGGGAGGAGACAUUGCCUUUGAUUCGUGGCAUUUGGACUGCGUUUGGGAUUGAGAAGAAUACGUACUGGGAAGUGUGGAAGAGGGAUAUGCUGGAAAAACAUGCCCAUGAUGGACGGUUGAAGCACAUUCAAGAUAGGUUUGGACCAGGGCCAUGA